UUGACUUUUAGUAUUUAAAAGGAACUUUAUGAUGGCAAUCCCUAUUUCCCACCGGAGGAUGAUUCGUGCGCGCUAACAAUGUAGUGAAAGCCGGAAGUGGCUGAAUCGUUGCGGAAAGUCAUGGCUGCUCGCUGUGUUAGGGUGUUGUGCCGGAGGUCGUGUUCCGGGACAGCCGCCGGGUCUCCCCCGGUAGUAGAGACAAGAAAGCCCGGGCUGUGGGGGCGGAUCAGGACCGGGAAAAUGGCUGUGUGGUUUAAAGGCCUUAUUCAUGAUUAUGGAGAAGCCUGCAAGGACAUUGUAACGGGGGCCAAAGAACGUCCUGGGAAAGCUGCCUUUUACAUCUCCCUUUUAGCAGGCGUUGGAGUUUGCUCUUCAAAGGCCCCAUCGGAGGAUUCCUUCCAGUGCUCCCUUCUGGAAGCCUCUUCCUCUCUGCUCCUCCUUUCUCCCUGGACACGGAGUGGAAAGUCCGACCAGCAUGUGCAGAAGCUCAUAACCCUGACAAACCAUGGCCGCCUGCGUCAUCUGAACUUCCUUCUGUUUUCUAUUGUCUAUGAAGCGCCUUAUGACCCAGAUGUUGACCUCUACCCGGCACACUGCCCUCACCUUCAACCUCGUUGGUUCGAUUUCCCCAGCCGGGUUCUAGAUGUUGGCUUUUUUGGGCGCUGGUGGUUCUUGCAGUCCAAGAUGAAAGACUAUGAUGUGAACGAAGAUGAAUUUGUUCACCUUCCCGAACAUAUGAGAACAAUCUCGCAUAAUGAUCUCCACUCACAGGACAACGAAAGACUGUUCCAAAUCAAGUAUCAACCGGUUCUAAUGCCUGGCGAAAAUCCAGAAAACUAGAAUAGGAAGACCUUGCACUUGUUUAGCCACAUAUGUAAAUUAUACAUGAAUUCUAGAAAAUAUAUCUAUGACUUUGUGGAAGUA
This is a messenger RNA of Spea bombifrons (plains spadefoot toad), 924 nucleotides long. RefSeq names its product translocase of inner mitochondrial membrane 29 (gene TIMM29). Bases 121 to 840 code for a protein of 239 amino acids. Gene Ontology annotation, cellular component: TIM22 mitochondrial import inner membrane insertion complex. Gene Ontology annotation, biological process: protein insertion into mitochondrial inner membrane. The record is from RefSeq and is a predicted model, not a curated record. NCBI's taxonomy places the organism in Eukaryota, Metazoa, Chordata, Amphibia, Anura, Pelobatidae. The transcript is spliced from 2 exons.